CGCUCGUAAAAAUGAAUGUAUACCUGUGGCUCUAAUGAAUCUAGAAAUACAUAAAAGAAUGAAUGUUUGAUUCGAUUUUUUUUAAUAAAAUUGUUGAUACAAAGUUUAAUUGAGACUAAACAAAAUCCCGCAACUGAUCGUGCCACCGGCACCUAUGGCAUGUGCAGUUGUUUGAAAUUGCAAAUCUCCUUACGCUCGUUAUACGCCACCACCCAGAUUUACCUUCAGUCCUUCAACUUCCCCUGAUUCCAGUAAACCAUCACUUAUCUUUCUUUGGAAUCCAGAUUCAUUCAUAACAUCGAUCCAUCAGACAGAUCCACAACCAUCAACAAUGGCAACUGAUCGUUCGUUGGUCACGGAGAUCGGUCCGGAUGGUCUCGUCCGCGAAUCGCCUGUCAUCGCCCACACCGAGCGGAUGAUCGAAGAGGAGCAGCUUCAGUUGAGAAAAUAUAUUGAAGAGAAUUAUUCCAAAAUCCGUGAUGUUGAGCGAGAGCUUACAGGUCUCACAAUGGAGAUGAAACUCACAGCAGGACCAAAGAAAGCUGCACUUGAACAUAUGAGGAAGAAAAUUGAAAUGUCAACAGAGAAGAUUCGUCUUGCUAAGUUGAAGGAAGAAGAGGCAAAAAAGGCUUUGGAAGCUGCAUCAAAGGCAGUGAAGGAUGAAGAAGCACUGAAGCAGAAACUAUGUGAAGAUUUGAAUAAUUUGGUCCAAGAAAGCAGUAGCUCUCAGUUUGCUAGACUAGAGGAACUAAAAAGGCGGCUGGAAGCUUUGAAUCCAAGAAGGGCAUCUGCAUUUUUGGGAGCUGGGACAAAUCCAGUGGAACCUGCAUUGAAUUUGAGGAGGACAGGUGUGGAUGUAUCGGUUCCUUCUAACAGUAACAGUAAUAGUAUGGAAGCUGCAGCUACUACUAUUACAGAAUCAUCUAAUAAUAAUAAUCAUAAUAAUGAAAAGACAAGCGGAGAUGUACAAGAAGGGAUGACGAGGGGUAAAAAGAAAAAUGCAAUCCAAGGGCAAGGGAGAGCUAAUAAUAAAGGUCAAGGAGGAGGAAUUGGAGCAAUACCCAAGAGAGGAACCAGUUGGACUGGUGCUGGCUUUGACUAAAUUUUCUUCCAGGUCCAUGACACCACUAUAACUACAACUUACAAGAACAAGACAUGUCCUCCUCGUCCUGCUUUUUUGUCAAUACGCAUCCACAUCCACCGCAGCUCUAAUUCAUACAUGGUGAAUGGAUCUGGUUUGGUAGCGGUGGUCCAUGGAGUAUAAUUGCAUGAUUAACGCCGGUUGGUUCACUGCUGCCCAGAAAACUGGUAGUCCUACUCGUACAUAUUCAUAUUCAUAUUCAUAUUCAGUCAGUCAGACCCUUUUCAUUGCCUUCUAUUCUUUUACAUCACUUUUUUCACAUUUUUAUUAUUUUUAUUUUUUACUUUAAUCUAACCUAACUUUGCUUCAACUCUUUUAUACUAAUAAUAUUCGUCGAAAACUUUUAUUUAUAUCAUGAAAAAGUAUAAGUACCUAUUAAUUAAAGUCUAUCUAUAUACGUUGUUCAAAAAUAAAGCACUGUAAGACCAAAACUGAUAUUUACCACUGCUACUGCAUUAACAAAUAUUACAAAAAUCAAACCAAAAAAAAGACUAACUUCGGUGAUUGAAUUUGUAGAUCUUUUGACAUAAACAAGUUAUUUUUCCUUGAAAGUAUAAUAAUAUUUUGGUAUUUAUGCCACAAGUCAUUUUUUCUAAUUUGACACCGUUUUUAUUUUUAUUAUUAUUAUUAUUUAUGCAAGAACCACAUUAUUUUAACUGUUUUAUGUUAAUUCUGUCCAUUUUACAAGUUAUAAUAGUUCAUUUAUCAUGUCACAUACCAACAUCACAUAAACAAAAUCAAAUUGUCAUUUCACGCUCAAAGCAACCCGAUAACCUAGAAAUGGGCUAAAUUGACCAAAAAAAAAAAAAAAAAAAAAAAAAAAACUAUUGUUAUCUUA
Messenger RNA from Lactuca saligna, 1979 nucleotides. The record is from the annotation of a GenBank genome assembly. NCBI's taxonomy places the organism in Eukaryota, Viridiplantae, Streptophyta, Magnoliopsida, Asterales, Asteraceae.